Molecule: messenger RNA, 793 nt
Organism: Dromaius novaehollandiae (emu)
Lineage: Eukaryota; Metazoa; Chordata; Aves; Casuariiformes; Dromaiidae
Product: histone H1
Exons: 1
Coding region: 68-724 (218 amino acids)
Biological process (GO): chromosome condensation; nucleosome assembly; negative regulation of DNA recombination
Cellular component (GO): nucleus; nucleosome
Molecular function (GO): structural constituent of chromatin; nucleosomal DNA binding; double-stranded DNA binding
Source: RefSeq, a predicted model, not a curated record
AAUACGAGGCCACUGACUUGCUCCAGGCCCAGUGAUUUCCCCUGAUUCGUGGACGACGCCCGCCGCUAUGUCGGAGACCGCGCCUGUUGCCGCGCCCGCUGUCGCGGCUCCCGGGGCCAAAGCCACCGCCAAGAAGCCGAAGAAGGCGGCGGGCGGCUCCAAAGCCCGCAAGCCCUCGGGCCCCAGCGUCACCGAGCUGAUCACCAAGGCCGUGUCCGCCUCCAAGGAGCGCAAGGGGCUCUCCCUGGCCGCGCUCAAGAAGGCGCUGGCGGCCGGCGGCUACGACGUGGAGAAGAACAACAGCCGCAUCAAGCUGGGGCUCAAGAGCCUCGUCAACAAGGGCACCCUGGUGCAGACCAAGGGCACCGGCGCCUCCGGCUCUUUUAAAUUGAACAAGAAGCCGGGUGAGACCAAAGAGAAGGCAACCAAGAAGAAGCCGGCAGCCAAGCCCAAGAAGCCGGCGGCCAAGAAGCCCGCGAGCGCCGCCAAGAAGCCCAAGAAGGCGGCGGCGGUGAAGAAGAGCCCCAAGAAGGCAAAGAAGCCGGCGGCCGCCGCGGCCAAGAAAGCGGCCAAGAGCCCCAAGAAGGCUGCCAAGGCUGGUCGCCCCAAAAAAGCAGCGAAGAGCCCGGCCAAGGCGAAGGCAGUGAAGCCCAAGGCAGCCAAGCCUAAGGCAGCCAAACCCAAAACGGCCAAGGCGAAGAAGGCGGCGCCCAAAAAGAAGUAAAGCGGCUUAGAAGAAAUUAUAGAGUCUACUCAUUUAAAUAAACCCAAAGGCUCUUUUAAGAGCCACCCA